Messenger RNA from Pyricularia pennisetigena, 1575 nucleotides. RefSeq lists its product as uncharacterized. Gene Ontology annotation, cellular component: peroxisomal membrane. The transcript has 2 exons. Gene Ontology annotation, biological process: peroxisome organization. The record is from RefSeq and is a predicted model, not a curated record. The coding region runs from base 1 to 1575 and encodes 524 amino acids. NCBI's taxonomy places the organism in Eukaryota, Fungi, Ascomycota, Sordariomycetes, Magnaporthales, Pyriculariaceae.
AUGGACGAAUUAUCCUCAGAUGUUCUUACUCACACCAACGCCAGCACCCCUGCGACAAGUGCAACCGACUAUCGGGACGAUGAGGUGUUGGACGCGGGCGAUGGCAGCCCGAAUAAAGACAAGAAACGGAGGAGCCUCCGCAAUUUUUUGAAGGGCGGUGCAGAUAUGCAGGAUAAGCUCCUGGAGAGAUUACUCCAGCAGAUCAUUCCGAGUGACCUGGACUCCGCUGGCGGAGGUCUGAGUCUGACCGGAGAUGGCUCGCCAUAUUCAAGGCCGGCGUUUAGCCUGCCAACCAUGUCUUACAACUUCCGCCGCUUCAACACUCGCAUCGGCGUCGUUUUCAAAGGCCAAAUCCGACUAGAGCGUCUUGUCACGUGGCGCCACCCAACUCGCACGCUUUCCUUCCUGGCGGUAUACACGCUCGUUUGCCUAGACCCUUACCUCCUUUCCGUCCUGCCAAUGGUGCUUCUCCUUAUCGCAGUCCUCGUCCCAAGCUUCAUCGCCCGCCACCCAGACCCACCCUCGGCAGGUUCCGCUCCAGGUCUGGCAUCGGGCGGUGGCGUCAGCGGCACCGGCGCCAACGCCGCCAGUGUCCAUGCCGAGGAUGCGGCCCGCGCCAGGAGCUACUCUUCAUACCAGCACACCACGUACAGUCCACGUGGGCCGCCCGUUGCGCCCGCCCGCACCGUCAAGCCCGUCAAGGAGCUGUCUCGUGACUUUUUCCGAAACCUUGGCCAUCUGCAAAACACAAUGGCCGACUUCGUCACCGCUCACGACGCCAUCGUGGAGACUCUCGUGCCCGCCACCAACUUUAGCGACGAGGCCCGCUCGUCCGCCCUCUUUGUGGCUCUGUUCUUCGCCUCGGCCGUCAUGUCCAUUGCCGCCCACCUUCUGCCUUGGCGUCUGAUGCUGCUCGUGGGCGGCUGGGCGGCCCUCAUCUCGGGUCACCCGGCCGUCCACCGACGCGCCGCCGCCUACGCCUCCCGCGACCGGCCCAAGACGGAGAUGAAGCGCGCCAAGACGCUGCUCGAGCGCUUCGUCGAAGCCGACAUCAUACUCGACCAGGCACCCGAGACCAGGGAGGUGGAGAUCUUUGAGCUGCAGCGCCGCAGCUCCGGGGACGCGGACGAGUGGGAGCCCUGGAAGUUCAGCCCGACGCCCUACGACCCAAUGUCGCCGGCUCGUCUCGGCGGAGGAAGUCCACCACAGGGCGCACGUUACUUUGAGGACGUCCUGCCGCCGGAGGGUUGGGAGUGGAGCGAGAAGAAGUGGGCACUGGAUCUCUUUAGUAGGGAGUGGGUCGAGGAGGGAAUCAUCACCGGGGUCGAGGUCGAGACGGAGGGUGAGAGGUGGGUAUAUGACAUGUACAAUGAGAACGAAGGUGUCACUGGGGUCGUAGAGCAGCCACUUUACACAUCGGACGUGGCCCGCAAGGGAAAAGGCCACACCAGGACCAUGACGCCGUCCACCGUGAGCUGGGAGGAGGGAUUUGAAGGUGUAGGCAAACGUGGCGAAUGGAGGCGUCGCAGGUGGACAAGGUUGGUGAAGAGGAAGAAGUUUACCGGUACUACGUGA